Andrographis paniculata is the source of this 966-nucleotide messenger RNA. RefSeq names its product transcription factor bHLH51. The transcript has 2 exons. Gene Ontology annotation, molecular function: protein dimerization activity; DNA-binding transcription factor activity. Bases 223 to 861 code for a protein of 212 amino acids. NCBI's taxonomy places the organism in Eukaryota, Viridiplantae, Streptophyta, Magnoliopsida, Lamiales, Acanthaceae. Gene Ontology annotation, biological process: regulation of DNA-templated transcription. The record is from RefSeq and is a predicted model, not a curated record.
CCUCUUAAUUCCCACUUAUAUAUAUAUAUAUAUCUAUCUAUCUAUAUCUAUAUCUCGUAUCCACACAAAAACCAUCUAUCAUAUAUCAUCACAAAACACUUUUCUACAAUUCUUUCUUAGCUUCUUUCUCUGUGUCUUUUUUUUUAAAAAUUUUUGGGAUUCAAGAUUGCAGCACAUUCCUAAUUUCUUUGAUCUACUUAUUUAAUUAUUAAUUUUUUAUCUAUGGAUUAUGGCUAUUGGCCUCAUCAGGACAGCUCUUCCUUAAUGGUGCCAUGGCUUAAUUCCGGCGAGGAUAGGGCGGCGGCGACGACGGCGGCUUCUAGAAGCCAUAGCGAAGCCGAGAAACGACGAAGGGAUCGGAUCAAUUCGCAGCUUUCGACACUCAGGAAACUCAUCCCUAAGUCUGAGAAGAUGGACAAGGCAGCUCUAUUAGGGCAAGUGGUGCACCAUGUAAGAGAGCAGAGCAAGAAAGCCAAAGAGGCCACCAGCAAGGUGUCUACGGUGCCGGCAGAGGCCGACGAGGUGAUCAUCGACGACCACCGCAACGUGGACGACCAAGAAAACAUUUACAUGAAGGCUUCCCUAAGCUGCGAAGACAGGCCGGAGCUGUUCUCGGAGCUCAACAGCGCGCUCAAGGGGUUAGAAAUCGCCAUUGUUGAUGCACAGAUCUUUACAUUGGGAGGCAGGACAAGGAUUAACUUUGUUCUUCGCGCAAACGGCGGUGACCACAAGGGCUCGCCGUUGCUUGUCAGGCAGUCGGUCAAGGUAGCGUUGAGCCGUGUGGUCAUAUCGGCCGGGGCCGCGUGUUAUAGUGCAAGAAGCAAAAGGCAGAGGUUCUUCUACCCUAAUAAUAGUAAUUGACAUAUAUGAUAUGUAUAAAUAUAUAUAUAUAUAUAUACAUACAAAGAAUAUGUAUGUGGAUGUUUGUUAUGUUGCAUAAUUGGGAGGGAUGUUUGUUGAGGAUCA